AUGGCAAGCAGCGCAAAGCUGGAGGUGUCGCAGCCUCCCCGGGCUGCUGUUCCCGUGAAAAAGGUGCAUUAUCCGUUCUGGUUUGGUGGCUCUGCAUCAUGCUUUGCGGCCGCUGUGACGCACCCUUUGGAUCUUGUGAAGGUAAAUUAUUCCUAG
Aspergillus bombycis is the source of this 156-nucleotide messenger RNA. RefSeq names its product dicarboxylate transporter. The record is from RefSeq and is a predicted model, not a curated record. The coding region runs from base 1 to 156 and encodes 51 amino acids. The transcript has 2 exons. NCBI's taxonomy places the organism in Eukaryota, Fungi, Ascomycota, Eurotiomycetes, Eurotiales, Aspergillaceae.